ACUACUACACUCAAAAUUCCUUCGUACUGAACAUGGGUCAAGGCGCCUCAACUAACGCUGGUGGAGCUGACGGCGGUAAAGACGCUGGAAAACCUGGGAAAGACAAGCCUCAGCAACCUAAAUGGGAACCUCCCGUACCCACUCGUGUUGGAAAGAAGAAGAGACGUGGUCCUGAAGCUUCAUCUCGUUUACCCGCCGUGUUCCCGACUACUCGAUGCAAGCUCAAAAUGCUCAAAAUGGAGAGGAUCAAAGAUUACCUGCUGAUGGAAGAGGAGUUUGUGGCCAAUCAAGCUGCUCAGACAGGAGAAGAUCGAACAGCAGCAGAUCGAACUAUGGUGGAUGAACUUCGAGGGUCUCCAAUGGAUGUUGGAACUUUAGAAGAGAUUAUCGAUGAUGAACAUGCCAUCGUAUCUAUCGGUAGUGGAUCAGAAUACUACGUCAGCAUCAUGUCUUUUGUCGACAAGGAUCAAUUAGAACUGGGUUGUUCCGUUUUGACACAGCACAAAUCACAUGCCAUCGUAGGUGUUCUCGCGGAUGAUGCAGAUCCAAUGGUAUCAGUCAUGAAGCUUGACAAAGCUCCUACGGAGAGUUAUGCGGACAUCGGUGGGCUCGAAACGCAGAUUCAAGAAAUCAAAGAGUCGGUCGAACUACCUCUCACUCAUCCGGAAUUAUACGAAGAGAUGGGUAUCCGACCUCCAAAAGGAGUGAUAUUGUAUGGUGUACCCGGGACGGGCAAAACUCUACUCGCCAAAGCUGUUGCCAAUCAAACAUCAGCAACUUUCUUACGGAUAGUCGGUUCUGAACUUAUUCAGAAAUAUCUCGGGGAUGGUCCCAAGCUUGUACGGGAACUGUUUCGUGUGGCAGAGGAACACGCUCCAAGUAUCGUUUUCAUAGAUGAGAUCGAUGCUGUUGGUACGAAACGAUACGAUUCGACUUCUGGAGGAGAAAGAGAGAUUCAGCGAACAAUGUUGGAACUCCUGAAUCAACUAGAUGGUUUUGAUACUCGUGGGGAUGUGAAAGUUAUCAUGGCCACCAACAGAAUCGAGACUCUUGAUCCAGCUCUUAUCCGCCCAGGUCGAAUUGACCGGAAGAUUGAGUUCCCACUGCCAGAUACGAAAACAAAACGACACAUUUUCAAGCUUCAUACAUCACGAAUGUCAUUGGCUGAGGACGUCGAUUUGGAAGAAUUGAUCAUGGCAAAAGACGAUCUGUCAGGUGCGGAUAUCAAGGCUGUAUGCACUGAAGCAGGUCUAUUGGCUCUCCGAGAAAGACGUAUGAGAGUGACCAAAGCCGACUUUACCUCUGCUCGUGAGAAGGUGCUCUACAACAAGGACGAGAACACCCCGGCGGGCCUGUACUUGUAGAGAUAUCCAUCGGGCAGUCAUUUGUCUAUGUAAUUCCCGUACAAAGUCUCUAGCAUGCAUUCAAUAUCCAGAUGU
This is a messenger RNA of Tremella mesenterica DSM 1558, 1439 nucleotides long. RefSeq lists its product as uncharacterized. Lineage: Eukaryota; Fungi; Basidiomycota; Tremellomycetes; Tremellales; Tremellaceae. The record is from RefSeq and is a predicted model, not a curated record. The transcript has 8 exons. Gene Ontology annotation, cellular component: proteasome regulatory particle, base subcomplex. The coding region runs from base 33 to 1364 and encodes 443 amino acids. Gene Ontology annotation, biological process: proteasome-mediated ubiquitin-dependent protein catabolic process. Gene Ontology annotation, molecular function: ATP hydrolysis activity; proteasome-activating activity; ATP binding.